Messenger RNA from Sclerotinia borealis F-4128, 885 nucleotides. The record is from the annotation of a GenBank genome assembly. Lineage: Eukaryota; Fungi; Ascomycota; Leotiomycetes; Helotiales; Sclerotiniaceae.
AUGUCUCGGGCAAUCGCCGUAUAUAAACGUAUGUGCUACAUCCCAACAGAAACUCGAGAAGUCUUAAACGGAGAAGAAGUAACCUUCACCUGGGCUUGCUUCAAGAGCCUUUUAUUCACCGCCGGAAGUCAACUACAUCGGUCUUCAGCACCUUUGAUGUCUUCGUCAUUCAAAAUAUGCCAGCAGCUCCAAUAUAGGAUCAGAACAUCCGAUCUCCGUACUCCAGGACUUUCAAGUGAUAUGAGCUGGUUGUUCGAGCCUUCUAAGCCUAUUUUCGUAGGAGAAAGGGCUGUUUGGGAGGCGCAAGAUCUUAUUGACCAAAGCAAUACAACUUACUACAUCACAGAAGUGAACUCAGCGAAUACAGACGACCCUCGAAACCUCUCCUAUGCUACCUGCACCGAACUACUACAAGCUCAUAUGACAAAGUCACAAGAGAUCCUUCAAGAGAGAAUAGCAACAUUUAGCGAGAUGGAUGCACUGACAAUCUGGGAGAACCAAGCUUUGGAGGACUGUGUCAUCGAACGCAGCUACUACCUAACACACUGGCUUGGGGAUAACUUGAGAGGUUUGAUGAACGAGAGGGAUUACGAACAAGGACCAUCACAGUUCUCUGAUCCGAGUUUGGCAGACCUAGGGCAGCUCUUUACGACAAACGAAUAUCGACAGUGCAAAAACGACUAUACUUUUCAGACUGCUCUUGGCGACCUACAAAUGAUCAUUCUUCGUUCAUCCUCUGCGGUCUAUGAGAAUAUGUUUCCGCCAGCCGGGCAUGGUAUACAGCAGGUAGAGAAAUGGAGAGCUAGGUCCAAUUGGUCUGGAUCACCUUAUCAUGUUUACAAGGAACCACAUUUUAUAGCCAUGGAGACGACCACAAGUGUUUGA